Solenopsis invicta (red fire ant) is the source of this 2181-nucleotide messenger RNA. Its product is annotated as KIF-binding protein. Bases 276 to 1871 code for a protein of 531 amino acids. The record is from RefSeq and is a predicted model, not a curated record. The transcript is spliced from 2 exons. Lineage: Eukaryota; Metazoa; Arthropoda; Insecta; Hymenoptera; Formicidae.
UCGUAGCUGGAAAGCACCCUCUAUGAUCCUGGUUAUGUUUGCUAAUCAAAUAGGAGAACACGCUAGGGACCCUAAAUACAAAAUAUUUUUAUCCCUGUGAAAUAGAUGUUUCUAUUGGACAUUGAAAAUUGUAAGUUCCCUCUCAUUUUUUUUGUAUAUCACGUGUUUCCGGUAAUCCCCCAUCUAGGAUUGAAAAAACGUAAUAAACGUGCAGAUCGUAACUCGAUUGAAUAAAUCUAUCCUGCAAAUUAUCUUUAUAUAAAUAUCAAGUAAUAAUGUUCGCGUUUUUGAGACAAGUGAUGGAGGAGAGGCGCGCAAAUCUUCAACUUGCAGAAGCGAAACCAAUUGAAGCUGAUACAAGCAUGAAUAUUAGCAAAAAAUUUUUUAAAGUUCUAAAAUUGUCGUUUGAAAUAAAGUAUCUAAAAGACGAUGUAAAACCUUCCAGGAAAGAAAACAAGAUCAAAGUGAUAGAGAAAAGAUUGGAAGUAUUAUAUAAUAAUGUAAUCGAUAUUUCAACGAAUCCAAAACUCGAUGAUAUCAUUGCUUUAGCCGCAGCUUAUCAUAAUAUAGGUCAAAUAUAUGUUGAUUCUACAAUACUUGAAGAAGUAAAUCUUGCUUUAGUAUGUUUGUCAAGAUGUUUGGAACUGUUACGAGGAAACCAGCUGAACCCUAAAGCUAUAUUGACAUCCCUUGAUGCCCUCAAUGAAUUAAAUUUUAUACUUUCUAACAAAUUGAAAACCAAGAAGUAUACUUUUGAAUUCUUGAAUACUGCAAUGGAGCUAUAUUUGAAGUACACAAUUAGAGACGAUUAUCCUGAUCCUGUUCAUAUAGCAGCUAUUGUUGGUUUUAAAGAAGAAGAAUCAAAUCCCAAGAUUAUAUUGGAUGGUUUUCAUCAUACAACUUUACAGGACUUAGGAAUUCUAUAUUUACUAAAGCCAAAAGAUAAACAUGGAUUUGUAUCGUACAUGCAUAAUUUAAUAGAGCGCCAACUGUCACAAAUAAUAUCUGAAAACAAAUUUGAUGAUAAGAGUAUAAAUUUGGCUUUAGCCUUAUUCGAUUUGUCACAAUACUUCAUAGCAAACAGUCGUUUUGUAGAAGCUAGAAAUUACAUUGCCACAGCAGAUUAUGUGUUACGUAAAUUUUCUGAAGGAAAGUUUAAAAUUACAGAAGAAGUUUCUCCAUCAAAAAAAUCCCAAUUUGACUAUUUGUAUGAUAAUUGUCAUUACAUAAAUGCUAUUAGUGGUAAAUAUUGGGGCACCUAUGGAGUUGCAUUUUUACGUUUUUGGAUGUAUAAAUUUUUACAAUAUAAAGAAGAUUCUUGUGAGUUGGAUAUUUCAAAAUUAGAAAUCAAAUCUGUGGAGGAAUCAACAAAACUGCUAAUAUUUUCCAACCUAGAGGAAGAACUAGAACAAAUAACUAAUCAGAUCAAAGACAUACAUAUAUUAAAUCUCACUGAAGCCAAAUCAGUUUUCAUACAAACUUUAAGAUAUCUUGAUACAGCAAAUGAAUGUUUUACUGCAGAUACUGAUAUUGAGUCUCAUAUGAAGAUAACGCUUGAUAUUUCUGAAGCGUAUAAAUACUUAGCAGGUUUUGAACAGCAUAGAGAUAAACAAAUAAAACUACAUAAACGGCGAGUAGAAUGCUUAGAGAAACUUUGUCAUAAAUUUAAUACAACAGUUGAUGCAGAUUCAGAAUUAUUACUUUAUAAGCGAAUUUGGUAUGAACUGGUCACUUCGUGUUCCACUGUUAUAGAUUUAAUGCUUGAGGAGUCAUAUUACAACGAGCCAUUUAAAGAUAUAUCAGAGGAAGCGAAACGAUUUAUGAAAUUGAUCUCGUUAUCUAUUAAUAUGUAUUUAAAUAUUGAUAGUUAAAAAAAAUUAGUUCUUUCUUCAAUUUAUAUGGUUUCUCUUUAUAACAUUUUUUGGACAAUAUUAUUUUAAUGCAUUUUUUUAUUAGACGAAAGUCAUAUAAGAGACAUGAUUUAUGAAUUAAACACUGCCUUUUCAUUAAUUAUAGCUAUAUUUUAUAAAUUUAUCUAACAUUAAGUAAUUCUUAAAUGAGUCAUGUUCCUUAUCAAUAUUAUUUCGAUAUAUAUGACAGAAAUGUAUAAAGUUACUACAUUUAUUAUAUAUAAAAUCAGUCUUACUUUAUAAUUAACAAUAGUUUAUAAAAUGUACAAAU